Molecule: messenger RNA, 4808 nt
Organism: Zingiber officinale
Lineage: Eukaryota; Viridiplantae; Streptophyta; Magnoliopsida; Zingiberales; Zingiberaceae
Product: pentatricopeptide repeat-containing protein At4g30825, chloroplastic-like
Exons: 4
Coding region: 611-3499 (962 amino acids)
Molecular function (GO): protein binding
Source: RefSeq, a predicted model, not a curated record
GUUAUUAGUGUGUGUUUACCUGCUGCAAUCUUCUUAAGCAAUGAUGCAAUGUAGCACUCUAAUCCACAAUCUCAAAGGUGGAGGAGAAUGAAAGGGAACUGGUCUGUGGAUAUCUCUGUCAAUAUGAUGGCACACUUCAGUGGUUUGUCUCCCACAAUGUCGUAAUGCACGAGAUGCUAAAGAGGGUGGAGAAGAUGGCUGAUGUCCCAUUAUUCAUUGUGGCCAAUGCUUGUUGAUGAUGCCGCCACUUGACAAAAGUCAAUUUGAAUGAUCUGCUGCUGCUGCUUUUGAUGGCCUCUGGAUGUGAAGAUAAUGCGUUAGGCAAUUCAGAUCCGGCCCAGUUUCGGUCUAUGGCAGCCCAAUUCAUCCAAAUACAUCCGCCGUUUGUAUGGGACACGUGGUGACCAUCCAAAGUGCAUCGUGAUCUGGCGAUGGAGAAAUAUCUUGCGAACAAAAGAGAGAUAAGAAAACCAACGAAUCGCUGGUUCCGCUCUUCCCUAUAAAUUGAGUUUGUGUUAAAAAUCUUCAAAUCCUUUUUAUUUUUUUCCUCUUCUGCCUGCUGCUUCGAUCCGCUCAUGCUGACCAGGUUGCAGUUUCGUUAGACGAUCGCAUGGGUUCGCUGAAGAUUGCUGCAGGUUGGGAUGUCCACGAGCUGAAGCAACGCAGUCAAUUGAGGAACCCUAACUCGUGUGCGGUCGCUUUGCUUUGUUUCGACUCAUCAAAAUCAGGCUUUGGCUUCAGGUUCAUCGUGGGCAAGAAGAAAGCAGGCAAGCAGGGUUCGAGCCGAUUGAAUGUAGGCAAUCGGGAGAAGACUAGUUUGAUUUCUUCUUAUGAAGACGCGAGUGGUUUGUCGCUCAAACGUAGUGUUCGAUUGGAGAAUUUUGUGGUUUGUGGAUUGGAUAGGAAGGAUGGGUCCAUUUUGGCCACUAGAUCUGUCAACAAAAAUGACGGGAAUUUGAACCUUAAGAAUCCGGUCUCAAAGACGCUGGAUCUUCAGGAUAAGACCACAAGUACGAAGAACAGGAGGAAAAUAUGGAAUCGGUUCCAGAGAAUGCAGAAAGCAUCGCAGCAGAAAGUUUCAAGUAUGUUAAUUCCUACAAGCAAGGAUGUGUUUGAGAAAAGGAUUGCUGAAGGCGAAAUUGAUGCUGGAGAAUCUAAUGCUAAUCCUGAUUCUAGUAUGGAACACUGUAACUCUAUUCUUAAGCGCCUUGAGAAGAGAAGUGAGGAAAAGACAGUGCAGUUCUUUGAAUGGAUGAGGCAGUAUGGAAAAGUUGGAGAAAAUAUUGAUGCUUAUUGCUUAGUAUUGCGAGCCUUGGCGAGGAAGGAGGAUUGGUCUAGAGCCAGUAUGUUAAUUCAGGAAAUGACUUCUGAGUCCCUGUGCGAAUUGGAUGUUAAGGUCUUCAAUCCACUAAUAUAUGUAUGUGCCAAAAGGGGGCUAGUUGGAUGGGGAACAAAAUGGUUUCACAUGAUGUUGGAGAAGGGCAUCGAUCCUAAUGUUGCUACGAUUGGCAUGCUUAUGGCACUUUACCAAAAGAAGUCUUGUCUUUCUCAAGCUGAAUUUGCAUUUGGUCACAUGAGAAGAUUGAAAUUGAAAUGCAUCAAAGCAUACUCAGCCAUGAUCACCAUUUGCACUCGCCUCAGGCUGUACCACAAAUCAGAAGAUAUCAUCAGGGUUAUGAACGAAGAGAAAAUCCUUCCAGAUACAGAGAACUGGUUAGUGCGCCUUAAUGCUUACUGUCAACAAGGUAAAACAGAAGAGGCUGAAGCUGUGUUGAAGUCCAUGCUCGAAACUGGGAUGCCUCCCAAUAUUAUUGCAUAUAAUACCUUGAUCACUGGGUAUGGGAGGGUUGCUAACAUGAAGGCUGCAAAGCAUUUAUUUCAAAAUCUUGAAAGUGUUGGUUUAAAUCCCGAUGAAACCACCUAUAGGUCCAUGGUUGAAGGCUUUGGAAGAACUGACAACUAUGAGGAAGCAUUGUGGUACUAUGAGAAACUUAAAAGUUUAGGAUUUCACCCAAACUCUUCCAACUUCUAUACCCUAAUUAAUCUGCAAGCUAAAUAUGGGGAUGUGAUGGGCACUACUCAAACACUUGAAGACAUGAGAAUAGCAGGUUGUCAAUAUUCUUCAAUUGUUAGUAGUCUUCUUCAGGCUUAUGAAAAGGCAGGAAGGAUAGAAAGUGUGCCUCAAAUUCUAGAGGCAUCUUUUUAUCAGAAAAUAUUGUUAGAUGCUACGUCAUGUUCUAUUUUAGCUAUUGCCUAUGUGAAAAAUUCAUUGAUUGAUGAUGCUUUAAGAGUUUUAAAGGAGAAAAAAUGGGAAGAUACUAGUUUUGAAGAAAACUUGUAUCAUCUAUUGAUAUGUUCUUGCAAGGAGUCUAGCCAUUACGAGAAUGCAGUCAAGAUCUAUCUGCAGAUGUCUGAUUCUAGGUUUAAUCAAAAUCUUCAUAUAACAUGUUCUAUGAUUGAUAUCUACAGUGCCAUGGAUAGGUUUAAUGAAGCUGAGAAGUUGUACCUAAAGUUGAAAGAUAACUGUGUCACCCUUGAUAUGAUUGCCUAUAGUAUAGUGGUGAGGAUGUAUAUCCGAGCAGGGUCCCUGGAGAAUGCUUGUGUGGUAUUGGAAAUGAUGGAGAAAGAGAAGAAUGUAGUCCCCGAUACAUUUCUAUUCCGUGACAUGCUUCGGACCUAUCAACAAUGUGGCAUGACACAUAAGUUGGCAAAUGUCUACUAUUGGAUACUUAAAAGUGGAGUUGUAUGGGAUGAGGCAAUGUACAAUUGUGUUAUAAACUGUUGUGCCCGUGCCUUACCUGUGGAUGAGCUCUCAAGGUUGUUUGAGGAAAUGAUGCGGAAUGGGUGUGCCGUCAACACUAUAACUUUCAAUGUAAUGCUAGAUGUCUAUGGAAAAACCGGAAUGCUUAAGAAGGCUUGGAAAGUAUUUUGCGUGGCCCACAAGCAGGGGUUGGCAGAUGUUAUUUCCUACAACACCAUCAUAGCAGCAUACGGAAAAAGCAAGGAUUUCCAGAGCAUGGAAACUGUUAUUGACAAAAUGCAAUCUUCAGGUCACCCUGUUUCCUUGGAAGCAUAUAACUGCCUGCUGGAUGCAUAUGGAAAAGAUAACCGACUGGUGGAGUUCCAUGAUAUUUUGCGUAAGAUGAAGGAAGCUCAGUGUAUUUCUGAUCAUUAUACUUACAACAUUAUGAUAAACAUCUAUGGGACAAAGGGCUGGAUCAAAGAGGUUGCUUGUGUGCUUGCUGAACUGAAGAAUCGUGGGCUUGAACCUGAUUUGUAUAGUUACAACACCUUGAUCAAGGCAUAUGGAAUUGCUGGAAUGGUAGAAGAGGCUGUUAAUGUGGUACAAGAAAUGAGGAGUAGAGGGAUUAGACCUGACAGAAUAACAUAUUCCAACCUCAUAACCUCCCUCCAAAAGAACGAAAGUUUCCUAGAGGCUGUUAAAUGGUCACUGUGGAUGAAGCAGAUGGAAUCUCAUUCUGAGCUCUGCCCAUCAUAGAUCUGCUAGCCAGUAAUUGCAUGCUAUGAAUGAUAAAUAUGACUCUGCUCCAAUCAGAUAGGACCUUUUGUGUCUGAAUAUAAGAAAAAGGCCAUCUGUCUUAACUUUAUUUUUGCUGUAAAUGAGCAUUCUCUACAAGGUAAGCUUCAGGUUAGUGCCUUCACUGCUUGUCCUUGUCUACAUCUUCCGGUCCAUAUGUAAUUAUAUAUAUCAUCUUGUAAGCAUUGUCUAUAGGCUAGCAAUUUCUAAGCAAGACAGAUUCAAGUUCUCAUAUUGAUCUUCAAGGAUUCCUGAUGUUAUUUGUAUAACUCAUCUCAUAGAUAUUCAACUAUUUAUAGGAAUGUCUGAAAAAAUCAACUAUUUAAUCUGAUUUACAUUCUUCUUCCCUUCCAUACUGUAUUUGUUCAGAUAAUCCAUAGUUUUUUCUUAAAGGAAAUAUUAUUUAUUACAUUUGCACCUUGCUUAAAUUUGUCUGAACUUGGCAUUUGGGCCAAAUGCUCAUUUUUUAUAGCUUGGCAUUCUCUACAGACAAAUGAACAUGUUUUGAUACUUAUUGCAUGAACUGGAAACUGUGUUUCUGUUUCCACUUCAUAGUUACUAACACAAGUUUUACACAGAUUUAUGCUGUCUUUUGAAUUCAUUGGGAAAAAAAAAUGAAAGCUUAACUAUGAAAGACACUAUCCUUUGUGGUAGGAACGCAGAUGUUCAGCAAGGGAAGGCUACUCGAGGAUUCGGGCCACCGUAGUGAAUGUUCAGGGAGCCUCUAGACGAUGAGCAAUUUUCUAGAAGGUGAGUACAAACUAGCAAGUAGCAGUUCUGGAUGAGAAUGAUCACACUGAUAAUAAAGCAAUAAGUCCAUCCAAAUGGUGAUCCUUCAGACAAGCAAGCAAAACACUGACAUGGAUGAUCCCAGGGCUUAAGUCUGAAUUUGAGGGAGAGAUUUGUUGGGCGUUCUAAUAUUCAACUUGAUGUUCCGUCUCACAAUCAAUACUCAGGCAAAUUUUAAUGUGUGUUUCAUGAAUGAUGCAUUCAUUCGACGGCAAGAAAUAGCAACAGGCGGCAUUAUUAGUCAAUCCAAGGUAUUUUACUGAAGAUUGGUGAAGUUUAUCAAUCAAUUCACAUCUCAUUUCUUGGUCAGAGGUGAUGAUUUCGUGCGACGAUCCAAAUAUACUUGUAGUCUAUUUCUUUCCGCUAUGGCUUUUUUUUCCUCGAUGUAAUGUGAGAUUUCGAGGGAACACUUGCAAAUUCCCUUGUUUUGGGUAUAUGUGAAUCAUUUUCUCUAAAUUUGGUGUGUCCUUUGUGUGCUGAA